AUGCCUAAAGUGUACAUAGCAUCGGUCAAUGCGCCGCAGGCACAUGCUCUGGAUAUCCUCGAUGUGGCGAUCACGAACAAAUACACCAUAACAGUAUCCAGCGACGGAUGCGCCAAUUAUUGGGAUAACUACCAGAAGGAGAAUCACAAUCCCUUUGACUUCGUUCUUAAAAAAUUUGUGCACAAAACGGGAAUUCACCAUGUGGCCGUAUAUGAGAAUGUGAUGCCGGAUUCAACUAUAAAGUUGGUGGUAGUAGCAUUUGUGUGUUUUGAUGGUUCUAUCGUAUUUCAUUACUAUACCAAUGAUGAUGCCAGCACUUUGCAAGUUUUGGAAAACCACCUGUUCAAGAAAGAUUAUUGGGCCCCAGCAUUCUAUAAGGAUCCCGUAUCGAAGCAAGACUACUUUGUAGUUACUCAGGCUACGGGUCCGACGUCCGUGAACUUUUUGAAUAUCACGAUUGGUAAAGAUAAUGCAGUAGAUAUCAAGUUUGAGAAAGCUGGCGAGUUGACCACUCAUAAAUCCGUAUUUCCCAACUCUUUGGCAGUGACUCGUUCCGACGACUUAUUAGCGGCUGUAGGAUAUGCCAAUGGCGAUGUAUACGUGUACGACUUGAAGCUUAUGAGGACUCUCUAUACUUUUCGGUCUACUGACCUUGUCGUCGAAACCAAAGGAGGAAACUCUGUUGCAAUGCCUCGAGUCUUGAAGUUUUCUAACGAUUCCAAGUUUUUGGCUGUAGCUAGAGACAACCAGGCGUCUGGAUCGAUAACAUUGUACGAUGUCAAGUUCGGUGAGUAUAUUGGAAACUUGACGUCGCAAAACAUAACCAUCAAUAAUGUUAUUGGAGGGUUUGCUCAUAGUGGCUGGAUUAUGGGGUUGAGUUUUGACGAGCACUCGACACUUUUGGCUAGUUGUGGCUUUGACAAGUGUGUGCGGAUUUGGAACCUCGAGUCAAGAGAAAGAGAAGCCACCAUCAACUUGACCUUGAGUGAUCUGGUAGAUACGCCCUUUGACGAGCAGUUCGACAAGUGUGUUGCUAGUGGUGUUGCUUUUAUCAAAAGUGGAAUUAGAGGUGGUCCCGGAAAAGACAACAACGAGAGUUUGUGUGUUAUUAGUUUUGACCGUGGAGUUAGAUGGUACAGAGAAGCGGGAGGAGUGUAA
This is a messenger RNA of Scheffersomyces stipitis CBS 6054, 1158 nucleotides long. It is a transcript of the gene SKI8, whose product is annotated as SKI complex subunit WD repeat protein. The coding region runs from base 1 to 1158 and encodes 385 amino acids. Gene Ontology annotation, molecular function: protein binding. Gene Ontology annotation, cellular component: Cdc73/Paf1 complex. The record is from RefSeq and is a predicted model, not a curated record. The transcript has a single exon. Lineage: Eukaryota; Fungi; Ascomycota; Pichiomycetes; Serinales; Debaryomycetaceae.